Umbelopsis ramanniana AG is the source of this 1529-nucleotide messenger RNA. RefSeq lists its product as uncharacterized. NCBI's taxonomy places the organism in Eukaryota, Fungi, Mucoromycota, Umbelopsidomycetes, Umbelopsidales, Umbelopsidaceae. The transcript has 4 exons. Gene Ontology annotation, cellular component: nucleolus. Gene Ontology annotation, biological process: regulation of ribosome biogenesis. Bases 270 to 1412 code for a protein of 380 amino acids. Gene Ontology annotation, molecular function: nucleic acid binding. The record is from RefSeq and is a predicted model, not a curated record.
UUUGACCAACACCCCAAGCAGAAGGACAAGCCUCGGAGCUCUUACCUGUAUUUUGGCUGCUGCUCUUCCCGCAGAAGAGAUUCUGCUCAUUGCUCCCAAUGAAACACGCAACAUUGUACAAUGUGAGAGCUGUUGGCGAGCGUCGAAACUUGACGCUCCUUUUGCUAUGGACCUUACAGCAGUCACACUUUUUUGAAAAUGUGUCCUUUUUUUUUUUUUUUCCUUCCUAGUUUGAAAGUGUCUGCCUUUUCUCAACCUAUCUCGUAUCUAUGGACGCUUGGAACGGCUCAUUUGCUCAGAAUCAACUAGAAAAGUUCGGUUGGAACAAGGGUGACGGUCUGGGAAAGAACAAGGACGGCAAUGUUAAACACAUUUCCGUAACGAAAAAGAAUGACAAGAAAGGUGUUGGAGUUGGGCAGGAUCAAUGGGAAUUUGCAUGGUGGGAUCAUUUGUUCAACAAAAGCGCCAGUGGUGUGGUCAUCAAUAAAGACGAUGAUAAAGGCGAGGUAAAAGUAGAGACAAAGAAUCACAAUAUGCGAAAGUCCAAAACCGGCAUCAUCAGUACAGUUAAGCCGUCUGGUAUAUCCGAGUCAGAAUCAUCACCGUCAGAGACCCCAUCUGGAGCGUCCACACCUGUUCUAGAAGAGCAACCCCGAACAAUGAUGGAUAGUGUCAAAGUAGUACACCAAUCGUUUGCUCAGCGCAUUGCGUCUUCCAAGCUCUACGGCGCAUUCGUGAAAAGUACAACAGGGGCUCUCGAUCCGUCUGCACCCAAUUCAGAGCAGGCUUCAAAGGAAACUUCAGCGAAUGCCUCAGAUGCAGACUCUGACAAUGAAUUCAAAGACUAUUCUGUCAGGAUAACAGAUGCUGAGUUGUUCGCGGCAUGUGAAGGGCGAACAGCCAGAAAAGGUGGCCGCGGUCUGGUCGACCAAAAGGGCAAAUUUGCUCGUGUCAUGACCGAGUAUCUUGCAAACAGCGCUGAUGAGCCGGCAUUACCGUCGAAUGUUGAGGAAAGCUCAAAAGACAAGAAGCGGAAGAAAUCAGAUGAAAAGGAUGAUACCAAGCCAAAAAAGAAGAAGGCAAAGCGCGACGAUGCUGACAAGGAGAGCAAAAAGAAGCUAAAGAAGAGCAGCAAAGAGAAAAAAUCCAAGAAAGAUAGUGAUGAGAAGACAAAAUCCAAGAAAGACAAGCAGAAAGGCGAUGCAGUGGCAGCGAGCAAGACGGAGAAGAUAGAAAGCAAGGAUGAAAUGGCGAAAUCGAAAACGGCUAAGAAGGAAAAGAAGGCCAAGAAAGAAAAGUCCAAAAAGCAAGAUAAAGAUUCAAAAGUCAGCAAGAAGAGAUCUGUAGAGGACGUUGCGGAUAGCGAAAUCAAAGUGAAAUCAAAAAAGAGCAAAAAGUCUAAGAAGGAUUAGAAAAUGGAACGUAGCAUACCAAAAUUGACAAGACAAUGCAGCUUUUGUUGCUUCUGUGAAAUCUCCCCCAUUAGAAAUGUAAUAUACUAUUCAUCAUUCAACAAAUCAAAUCAUACA